ACUAUGGCUGAGAGCAACCACUCAGCAGUGUCUGAAUUCAUCCUCCUGGGACUCACAGAUAGUCCAGAGCUUCAGGCCAUUCUCUUCGGUGUAUUCCUAGUUGUCUACUUAGUCAGCAUCACGACUAAUCUGGGCUUGAUUGCUCUAAUCCAAGUCAGUCCCCAGCUGCACACCCCCAUGUACUUCUUCCUCAGCCAUCUGGCUUUUAUUGACUUUUGCUUUACCUCCGCUGUCACCCCAAACACGCUCCUGAAUUUUUGGCGUGAUGUGAAAAGUAUAAAUUUUUUUGCCUGUGCGACUCAGGUGUGCUGCUUCAUCACAUUUGUGGUGUGUGAAGUAUUUGUGCUUUCGAUCAUGGCCUAUGACCGCUACGUUGCCAUCUGCAACCCGCUCCUGUAUGUCAUCCUCAUGCCUAGGAAGCUGUGUGUUCAAAUGAUUGCGGGCACGUACAUCUAUGGGUUCACUGUGGGUUUCAUUCAGACUGUGGCCACAUUUCGCUUGUCAUUUUGUGGCUCCAGAGUGGUCAACCACUUCUACUGUGAUGAUGUUCCACUCAUUGCUCUGGCUUGUUCUGACACUCAUGUCAAAGAGCUGAUGCUGCUCAUCAUUGCAGGGUUCAACUUCCUCUUCUCUCUGGCGAUCGUGGUCAUCUCCUACGCCUUCAUCCUCUUUGCCAUCCUGAGGAUUCAUUCUGCUGAGGGAAGACAGAAAGCGUUUUCUACCUGUGUGUCUCACCUGACAUCCAUCACAAUAUUUUAUGUGACCGUUAUUUUUAUGUACCUGCAGCCUAAGUCAAGCCAUUCUCUGAACAGAGAUAAAUUUGCUUCGGUGUUUUAUGUUGUAGUGAUUCCCAUGUUAAACCCAGUGAUCUACAGCUUGAGGAACCAGGAAGUAAAAAAUGCCCUGAAGAAAAUCAUUGAAAAAUUGUGCUUGGCUAUCAAAUAA
Molecule: messenger RNA, 945 nt
Organism: Octodon degus (degu)
Lineage: Eukaryota; Metazoa; Chordata; Mammalia; Rodentia; Octodontidae
Product: olfactory receptor 5AL1-like
Exons: 1
Coding region: 4-945 (313 amino acids)
Biological process (GO): G protein-coupled receptor signaling pathway; sensory perception of smell
Cellular component (GO): membrane
Molecular function (GO): olfactory receptor activity; G protein-coupled receptor activity; odorant binding
Source: RefSeq, a predicted model, not a curated record